Messenger RNA from Teleopsis dalmanni, 2485 nucleotides. RefSeq names its product 5'-3' exoribonuclease 2 homolog (gene Rat1). The record is from RefSeq and is a predicted model, not a curated record. Bases 90 to 2441 code for a protein of 783 amino acids. The transcript is spliced from 8 exons. Gene Ontology annotation, biological process: nuclear-transcribed mRNA catabolic process. Gene Ontology annotation, cellular component: nucleus. Gene Ontology annotation, molecular function: 5'-3' RNA exonuclease activity; RNA binding. NCBI's taxonomy places the organism in Eukaryota, Metazoa, Arthropoda, Insecta, Diptera, Diopsidae.
UGUUAAUCUAGUUACGCGUGUGAUAGUUUUCAUUUAUUUUUUGGUUUAUAUUUACUUUUUCAACGUAAACAGUUUAAAGUGGACAAAUAAUGGGAGUUCCGGCAUUUUUCCGUUGGUUAAGCAGAAAAUAUCCAAGUGUUAUAAUUGAAUGCACUGAAAAUAAGUCUAUCGAUACAGAAACUGGAAAGAACACUUAUGAAGAUGCUACAUUACCGAAUCCAAAUGGUGUUGAGUUUGACAACUUAUAUCUGGAUAUGAAUGGUAUAAUUCAUCCAUGCACUCAUCCAGAAGAUAAACCUCCGCCCAAAAAUGAAGAUGAAAUGAUGACAGCAAUAUUCGAUUGCAUUGAUAGAAUUUUUGGUAUUGUAAGACCUCGAAAGCUUUUAUAUAUGGCUAUUGACGGAGUUGCACCACGUGCAAAAAUGAACCAACAAAGAUCAAGACGUUUUAGAUCGGCAAAGGAAGCUGUUGAAAAACGUGCAGAAUUAUGUAAACUCCGGAAUGAACUGAUAUCAAAAGGUUAUGUCCUCCCACCGGAAAAAGAAAAAGGAGAGCAUUUCGAUUCUAAUUGUAUAACACCUGGCACACCAUUCAUGGAUAGAUUAAGUCAAUGUUUACAUUAUUAUAUACAUGAUCGUAUGAAUAAUAAUCCCGCAUGGAAAGGGAUAAAAGUUAUUCUUUCUGAUGCUAAUGUACCUGGAGAAGGAGAACAUAAGAUAAUGGAUUAUAUCAGAAAGCAGCGAGCUCAACCAGAUCAUGAUCCCAACACUCAACAUGUACUUUGUGGUGCUGAUGCAGAUCUUAUAAUGCUUGGUCUUGCAACACAUGAACCUAAUUUUACUAUAAUUAGGGAAGAGUUUUUGCCAAACAAACCGCGCCCCUGUGAUCUUUGUUUGCAAUAUGGUCAUGAUAUGGACAAAUGUGUAGGUUUAAAUUCUGCAGAUAUUUCAAACAUCAAAAAUUUUCAGCCUGAUGUUCCUGUUGGAGCAGAAGUUAAAUUUAUCUUUGUUCGAUUAAGUGUAUUACGUGAAUAUUUAAUGAAAACUCUUUUAAUGCCUAAUCUGCCUUUCAAAUAUGUAUUUGAACGAGCUCUUGAUGAUUGGGUUUUUAUGUGUUUCUUUGUUGGAAACGACUUUUUACCACAUUUACCCAGUCUUGAAAUUAGGGAGGGAGCGGUUGAUCGCUUAGUUGAACUUUAUAAAAAAUGCGUUUAUAAGACUGGAGGUUACAUAACUAAUGCAGGUCAAGUAGAUUUAUCAAGAGUACAAUUAAUUUUAACUGAUCUAGGAAACUUGGAAGAUCAAAUAUUUAAGGAUAGGCAACGGAGAGAACAACAAUUUAAAGCUAGAGAGAAGAUGAAAUCUAGGCGUGAAGACGAAUUUCAAAAUAGGAAUUUUGAAAAAUCUGUCUUUGGUCCUUCUCCAGUGGGUCCAGGAAGUUCAAAGCCACAGCUUAUAACAAACUAUAAAAGCGAAGCUGCUUCUUUAAGAAAUAGUGAAACACAAGGACAAAUUCGAAAACGGUCUGCUGUAGAUGCUCAGCUUGAUGAUGAUGAAGAUGAUGUCAAUGAUGAAGUUCGAUUAUGGGAAUUUGGUUUUAAGGAUAGAUAUUACGAAUCAAAAUUUGACGUUGCACCUGAAAAUCAUAGUUUUAGGUAUUCGGUUGCUUUGCAAUAUGUUCGUGGUUUGUGUUGGGUACUUAAAUAUUAUUAUCAGGGGUGUGCAUCCUGGAAAUGGUAUUUUCCUUAUCACUAUGCACCAUUUGCAUCGGACUUUGUAAAUAUUGUUGGACUAUCGACUAAUUUCGAAAGAGGUACCAAGCCUUUUAAUCCUUUGGAGCAGUUAAUGGGAGUAUUUCCAGCCGCAAGUAGUUCUCAUGUUCCAAAACCAUGGGCAGAUCUUAUGUCAAAUCCAGAGUCACCAAUAAUCGACUUUUAUCCCGAGGACUUCAAAAUAGAUCUUAAUGGAAAGAAAUUUGCUUGGCAAGGUGUUGCUUUAUUACCAUUCGUCGAUGAACGUCGAUUGUUUAAAGCAUUAACACCAUUUUACGAUAAACUAACAAAAGAAGAAAUUCACCGUAAUACGCAAGGUGAAUGUCGUUUGUACAUCGGAAGAUUACAGAAACAGUUUGAAGUAUUUAGACAACUAUCUAAGAUGAAAACAACAAAUGCAAAAAAAGAUAGUAAAUCAAUAGUAAUAGAUGGAGUACGUGGAUUAGUUUUUCCAGCAACAGAAAAUAUUGAUUUACAAGGAUGUUUAAGAUCCCCAAUUAUUGGUCUUCACGAUAUAAGUGAAAACCAAGUUAUUACUGUUUGUUUUAAAGAUCCAGAAUAUGAAGAAGGAUUCAUUUUUUCAGCCGAUCGUCUUCCAAAUGCAAUUGAACCUCCUACAGUUCUGGCUCCUGAAUCAAGACCACACAACUACAAUCCAGUAAUUGGAUAGUAGGUUGCUUAAAAUUGUGAUUCCGUACGAAUACUAACUAACCU